AUGGCAGAAGGUGGCUGCCGAAGCAGGGAUCGUCUCGAAGACCCUGUAGGCCCUUUACUACCGGCCACCGCCCCAGAUGGCGCCUGGCUGCAGAGGUCCAUCGACUCCGAGGCCUCCAACUGGCUGACGGGACUGCUAAGGAACCGCGACCCCUCAACAGCGAGGGUUACCACACAUUCCUUGAAACACACUGCUCUUGGCUGGUUGAGCAAAUACGGCGUUGUGGGCGAAACACAGACACUCUUGUCACAUCAUUCGACUGGAGCUUUGAGUACAUUAGCUUACUCAAGAGAUGCCCUUAGUGGCCCCCUCCGGCAGCUGGAGGAAAUGCUGAAGCAGGUACGGGAGGGCUCGUUUUGCCCGGAUGCUACUCGAAGUGGAUACUUUGCCCGAGCCCAAGGAUCAGAGGCAGGUGCAUCUGUUGACCUCGGGUCCUGGUUGCCGAUCAGCAAGGUAGGCAGCUUGGAUGGGCUGCCUGCGAAUUCCGAAAGCACGCAUGAGCCUUUGCCAGCUCCAGUGGAAGGCUUUCAGGACGAUUUCCUGGGGGUUGGACCGCUUUGCCCCCUGCAAGGGAAGGUCUUUGAGUCACCAAGUGCCAUGCCCGUCUUGGAAGCAUCCGCACCGUCGGUAGCAGAAGGAGAAGAAUCCCCCUCGAAAGAAAGUGAGGAAUUAGACCAGCUGGCUACCGUGACCUCUGGGCUUUGCGAAACAUUGCUCGAUAAGGAUGACACACAAGAUGCAGAUGACAACGGGGAGGCAGAGAUCUCGCCCACCACAUCAGCAGAAGGGUCCUCCGAGGAAACCUCUGAUGGAGCCUCAUCGGAAGAAAAGGAGGAACCAGCUGCAGCCCUGAGUCUGCCGAAGGGUUGGAGAGCGAUCCAAAACAAGAAGUCUACCAUGCUACAUCUGUACAAAGUAGGUCAGACGACGCUGAAAUGUGGCAAGUGGAUCAGCGUUAAUUUUGUAGAAAUGGAGAAGCCCUCAGCGAAGUGGCUACAGUGCAGCCGUUGUUUUCAGGAGUAA
Molecule: messenger RNA, 1023 nt
Organism: Symbiodinium natans
Lineage: Eukaryota; Dinophyceae; Suessiales; Symbiodiniaceae
Source: the annotation of a GenBank genome assembly